ACUAGAAAUGAAAGUUUCGCGUCUGAAGCACUCGCGACGCUUGCUUCGCUUCUACAGCAGCAAGUUUGAUCUCAACCCGCCGUACACUGUACUCGUGGACGGCACGUUCAUGAUCGCUGCGCUCGAGUCCAAGCUCCAUGUGCAAGAGCACAUCCCGGCGUACCUCGGCGCACAGACCGCCCUCGUGACCACCGCGUGCAUCGUCAACGAGCUCAAGAUGCUUGGCGAAGUCUACGCCGGCGCGUACCUUGCAACGCGCAAGCUGGAGCAUCGCCGCUGCGGCCACUCGCCCGCGUUGACUGGCUCGCAGUGCCUCAUGCGUCUCAUCGGUGAAUCGGGCAAUCCGCACAAGCUGCUGGUUGCAACACAAGAUUACGUGCUGCGACAACGCCUGCGCAAAGUGCCCUGCGUUCCUAUUCUCUAUGUCGACUACAACUGUGCCAUUCUGGAGGCACCAUCAGAUGCAUCGCAGUCGAAAGCCUCAAAGCUCGAACACAACAAGCUCGGUGCUUCGAGUGAGGAAAAGCACAAGCUCAAGCAGCUCGUGCCCCUUGAUGACGGCAAGCCAAAGUUCCGACGAAAAGUCGCCCAAGAACCAAACUCCCUCGCCAGCAAAAAGGCCGCCGUCAAACCAACCGCAGCCGCAUCUGGGUCUGCUACUCGAAACGGAGAUGCAUUCGCACUGACACGUGGUAUGAUCAAGAAGCUGCGGCGAAAACGCAUGGCGUUGAUCGCAAAGGGGCUAGAUCCCGGCUACGUCCCACCGUCUGUCAUUGCGCGAGCUGCUGCCGAGGCUGCAGCUGCAGUAGAAUCAGCCCGAAAUGCAUCAUCAUCAUCAUCUGGUUUGAGCGAUUAUUCUUCUGGUCGGUUCGCUGCCGGAGUGAAGCGCCCAGCCGAUGACGUGGAGGAAUCUAAUGCAACAAACGGCUUGGCUGACGGCAAGCGUAAACGUGUUCGUCGACACCGACCGCGCAGCGCUCGUGCUGCCGCUGACACGACGGUUGAUGGUCAAGAGGAAGCCGACGAUGAAUAAUCUAGUGUUUUAGUGUCAAUUUCUUGGAGAUAACAUGUAUUUGUACAUUAAUUUUGAAGGCCGUUGAUCAACAAA
This is a messenger RNA of Capsaspora owczarzaki ATCC 30864, 1108 nucleotides long. RefSeq lists its product as hypothetical. The record is from RefSeq and is a predicted model, not a curated record. Lineage: Eukaryota; Filasterea; Ministeriida; Capsasporidae. Gene Ontology annotation, cellular component: small-subunit processome; nucleolus. Bases 8 to 1033 code for a protein of 341 amino acids. The transcript has 6 exons. Gene Ontology annotation, molecular function: small ribosomal subunit rRNA binding.